This is a messenger RNA of Fragaria vesca subsp. vesca, 1387 nucleotides long. It is a transcript of the gene NBS21, whose product is annotated as TMV resistance protein N-like. The transcript is spliced from 3 exons. Gene Ontology annotation, biological process: defense response; signal transduction. NCBI's taxonomy places the organism in Eukaryota, Viridiplantae, Streptophyta, Magnoliopsida, Rosales, Rosaceae. Bases 116 to 1387 code for a protein of 423 amino acids. Gene Ontology annotation, molecular function: ADP binding; ATP hydrolysis activity. The record is from RefSeq and is a predicted model, not a curated record.
GGGACGUCUGGAAAUUGUCUUUGGAAAAAAAUCGACCUUCAAGUUGACCUUGCCUUCCUUCUUCCGAGACCAACUAGGCUUUUGGUGGUCUCAGAUCCGAUCCAGUCCAGAAACCAUGGCCACCAGCAGCAGAAGCGGUGUACCAUUUCCUUCGUCCUCGGAACCACCAUGGAAGUACGAUGUCUUCUUGAGCUUUAGAGGUUCAGAUACACGCCGCAACUUCACAGAUCAUCUCUACAUGGCAUUGGAACAAGCUGGAGUCCGCGUCUUUCGUGAUGAUGAGGAACUAAUGAGAGGGGAAUCAACGGCAGUUGCUCUGCUGACAGCAAUAGUAGAGUCGAAGAUCUCUAUCGUCGUCUUCUCCAAAAAUUAUGCAAGUUCCAGUUGGUGUCUGGACGAGCUGGUAAAGAUCUUGGAGUGUAAAUCAAUGUAUGGACAAAUGGUGACUCCAGUAUUCUAUGACGUUAAACCUUCAGAUGUGAAAUUCCAGAGGGAUAGUUUUGCAUACGCAUUUGACAAACAUGAAAAGCGCUACGAUAUGGAUAAGGUGCUGAUGUGGAGAGAUGCUCUAACUUCUGUUGCAAAUAUAACGGGCUGGGAUGUUUCAAACUACGGGUUUGAAUCAGAAGUCAUCAGGAACAUUGUAGUGACAAUUACUGAACUGUUGGAGAACCCAGAAGUGGAUGUUGAAGACUUGCCGGAAAUGGAUGAUGGACAGUUGGUGGACCCAGAAGUGACUGUAGCCAAGUUUCAUGUUGGAAUUCAGUCUCGGGUGGAAGAUUUGGCUAGUCAUCUAGAUGUUGGGUCAGAUGAGGUACAAAUAGUUGGAAUUUUCGGGGUGCAGGGAAUUGGCAAAACGACGGUUGCCAAAGCUAUGUAUGAACGAUAUCGUAAUAGCUUUGACAGUGCAUGUUUCCUUGUCAAUGUGAGGGACACUAUAAAAGAACCGAAUGGUCUGAUUAGUUUGCAGGAACAACUUCAUGAUCUCUUGGAAACAAAGAUAGACGUAGGAGUUGUUUCUGCAGGGUUUCAACGGAUCAAAAGAGAAAGAAGGGUACUACUCAUAAUCGAUGACAUAGAUGAUAAAAAGCAACUAGAACAAUUGGCCAUUGAACGUGCUAGGUUUGGUUCUGGAAGUAGAAUUGUCAUAAUAGCAAGAGAGGAAGCUCUGCUGAAGCAACUUAAAGUUGAUACAACAUAUUCACCACGACCAAUGAACAAAGAGGAAGCGAUUGAGCUCUUUAGUUGGCAUGCCUUUGGGAAGUGUUCUCCUAAUGAAAAAUAUUCUGAACACUCAAAAACUGUUGUUGCUUUUUUGGGGGGUUUGCCACUACUUCUUACAGUCAUAGGUCAUGAUCUUUAUGGAAAAGGCAUGAAAAGGUUAUGA